AUGGUGUCUGUCACAGAAAGCUUUGCCAGUAUCAUUCAUGGCCUAAGUGUACAGCAUCUGACAGACCGAGUCCUUCAGAGAAGCAAGAGGAUGAUCCUGGAUACUCUGGGUGUUGGCCUAUUGGGAACCAAGACAGAAGUUUUCCACAAAACUACACAAUACAGUAAAAUCUACAAUGCUAAUGUAUCCAGCUGUGUCUGGGGACAUCCAGACCUCAGGCUCCCACCUACAUAUGCCGCUUUCGUGAAUGGAGUAGCUAUUCACUCAAUGGAUUUUGAUGAUACAUGGUACCCUGCCACCCAUCCUUCAGCACCAGUACUUCCUGUUCUCUUGGCUUUAUCAGAAGUUCUACCUCAAAAUCCCAAGGUCUCUGGACUUGACCUGUUGCUGGCUUUCAAUGUUGGGAUUGAAGUACAAGGCCGAUUAAUGCACUUCUCCAAGGAAGCCAGUGACAUACCAAAGAGAUUCCACCCACCAAAAGUUGUGGGAACUUUGGGCAGUGCCGCUGCUGCAGCCAAGUUUUUAGGGCUUGACCAGACAAAAUGCAGAGAGGCCAUGGCAAUUGCCGUUUCUUAUGCAGGGGCACCCAUGGCAAAUGCUGCCACACAGACCAAACCUCUCCAUGCUGGCAAUGCAGCCAGACAUGGGUUAGAAGCUGCUCUCUUGGCUUUGCUGGGCCUUCAAGGGAACCAGGAGAUCUUGGACUCAGAGGCAGGAUUUGGGGCCUUCUAUUCCAAUUACACCCCACAAGUCCUACCAGCUUUGGAAUCUUAUACUUUGCUGUUAGACCAACAAGACAUUGCCACCAAGCGCUUCCCUGCCCAUUUAGGAACACACUGGGUGGCAGAUGCAGCUGCUGCUGUGAGGAAGCACUUGCUCCCCACUGACAGAAUCAAAAGAAUUGUGCUCAGAGUCCCUGAUGUCAAAUACGUGAAUAGACCUUUCCCAGCUUCUGAGCAUGAAGCUCGGCAUUCAUUCCAAUUCAUUGCCUGUACUAUGCUGCUUGAUGGGGGCAUCUCAGUACAGUCAUUCCACAAGAGCCAGGUUGGCAGACCACAAAUAAGGGAGCUGCUUGAUAAAGUAGAGUUGGAGCAUUCACCUGACAAUCACCCUAACUUUGAUACACUCUACUGUGAAGUGAGUAUCAUUCUUGAGAAUGGAAAAACCUUCACAGAACGCUGUGAUACUUUCUAUGGUCACUGGAGGAAACCACUGAACCAAAAAGACUUAGAAGAAAAAUUUAGGGCCAAUUCUUCUACUGUGCUCCCCUCUGAUGCAGUAGAAGGCCUUAUAAAGGCAGUGAACAGAUUAGAAGACAUAGAAGAUUGUUCUUUGUUAAACACACUCUUAAAGAGGCCUUAUCUACCAAAGAAAACUUCAAAAUGUACUCAGCAUAUGCUUUCCAGUCAUAUCUUCUCUUGAUACUUCCAAGUGAUUGAAGGGUUUGGGCACUUUAAAGAGUCAGAGGAUGAUAGAUUUAGAAAUGGAAGCACCCUUGGAGGCCAUUCAGUACACUCCCCUAAUUUUACAGUUGAGGAAACUGAGGCACAAUGAGGUUAUUUGUCCACAGCCGCAUAACUACUGUCUGAGAAAAGAAGUGAUCUCAGGUCUUCUUGACUGUCCACUCUACCUUCCAGCUGCCAUGAUUUAGUAAUUGCUUUCAAAAGGCAAGCACCUGAAACUUGGAUUCCCUAUCAAUCAACAGAUUAAAUAAACAAUGUUAAGUCAGACAAGACAAACCCAAUUCAGACACAAAUCUCACUAGGCAUAUAUGGAAACCACAAGUUUAUCUUGGUAGAAAAGUAAUAGACAUAUUUCUUGAACAAUAUGAAGCAUUUUCAAGAUAAUGUACAAAUUGUUCAAGAUAGCAGGAGAAAGUUCCAAGACACUCAAACAAUGACAGGAUUAUAUACCUGAAGCUAGAAGAGACUUCAGAUCCAUUGUAGUCCUAACGUUUCAUUUUGCAACAACGGAAACCGGGGUCCAGAGAGUAUGAGUGUCAGAGGCAAGACUAAAUGAAACUUAGUCAAGGAAUGCCUUGCCAGCCAACUUUCAAAUAGAGGGACUUCCAAAAGCUCCAUAUCCAAGGAGAAAUAUCCACACAAUAAACAGUUCCUUAACUCUAGAGAAGAGGUGUACAGCUUCCUAGUAAGAGAUUUCUUAAUUAGUCCCAAGCUCACCCUCCCCAAAAUUCCAUGAUGGCAUAAAUCCUAGCGGGUGGGGGGGGUGGGGAGGGGAAGAAGAGUCAACUUUGUUAUUUAAAUUAUGCCAAAGUACACUUACCUGGCAAGAGAUCCUGGUAGCCAGAUACGGAGAUGCACAUGCUUAGGACUAAUGAGCCAAGUAACAAGCUAUGUUAGAAUUUGUGGAAACCAACAGAUGAGGGAAUAAUCGGAAGCUGUCAAUUCUUAGAGAACUUGGGCAAAAAUUAGUUAAUUUUUUUGUGCUCUUUUACCUAUAAAAGGACACCUAAUUAUUGUAAUCAUACUUUUAGUCCUAUUUUGUUGAAAUAUAUAUUUAUAUAGAUAAAUAUAGAUGUACUUGAUAAAGUAUGGAUAUUUUGUAUCCAUACUCUGAGUAUGUUCUUUCAUCAUUAUUUACACUAUGUUUAUUUAUACUUGGUUUACCUUGGUAAAUUGGUUUACAUUGCUCCUCAAGAGCAGGGACUUUGUAUUGUUUCAGUUGAUAUCUCUUUUCUCCUCCUCCUCUGUUGGCCCUCAAUAUUCCUACUCCUAGCCCUCAGAUUUAACCUAUGAAGCAUUUAGUAGGCAUUGUACUCCUUAAUUAAUAAAUUUUAUUAAACUGUCA
Molecule: messenger RNA, 2808 nt
Organism: Antechinus flavipes (yellow-footed antechinus)
Lineage: Eukaryota; Metazoa; Chordata; Mammalia; Dasyuromorphia; Dasyuridae
Gene: ACOD1
Product: aconitate decarboxylase 1
Exons: 5
Coding region: 1-1422 (473 amino acids)
Molecular function (GO): lyase activity
Source: RefSeq, a predicted model, not a curated record